Messenger RNA from Scheffersomyces coipomensis, 1317 nucleotides. RefSeq lists its product as uncharacterized. The coding region runs from base 1 to 1317 and encodes 438 amino acids. The record is from RefSeq and is a predicted model, not a curated record. NCBI's taxonomy places the organism in Eukaryota, Fungi, Ascomycota, Pichiomycetes, Serinales, Debaryomycetaceae. The transcript has a single exon.
AUGGGAUCUUUAAUUCAAACAUUUCGUUUUAUACGUUAUAAAAUUGAUUAUUAUUAUGUGGAUUAUAAACAAAGAUAUUAUAGUACCAAUCGAAAUCCAAGAAUAAUUCAAACCAAAUUACAAAAUAAACAAUUGAUAUCAUUAAGAACUUUCCCAAAGGAUAAGUAUUUUACAAAACCAGGUGAAUAUCUUAUGUUAGAACCAAAAAGUUGUGAUGUUCAUGAAUUGCCGCUAUCAUCCUCAUCUCCUUUGGAACCAAUUAAUGAAAUUGCAGGUGAUGUGGUAUCAUUUUUAAGUUUUGAUGAAACUUUUAUUCAGAGUCAUAAUAGAAAGAAUAGGAAAGUUGGAGUUUCAUUACCCACUACUGAUAUUCGAAUAAAUAGUGUACCUGAUUUAAUGUUUAGUAGUAAAAAUAAUGCUCAUCAUAAACCAUCAACAUGUAUUUGUGAAUGUCAUGAAAAUAAUGUAUCACCUCUAGAAUCAUUAGAAUUGGUUAAAUCAAAUCCAAAGGAAUUAAAACAACCCAAAUCAUCGAAAGUUAGAGAAAGAUUUAAACGAUAUAUCAGAAUUCCAUCUAAAUCUACUCAUCCAUUACCACUUAAUGAUCCACCUUCAAACAUUGAUAGUAAUAUCCAUGUUCCAAUUGAGUUAGAUGUGGGAAUGGGAAUGGGAUUAGAUAAAGAAAAGAAUCAAGAUAAUAAUCCAUUGUUACUUAAAUUAGCUGAUUCACCAAUUAAACUUUCAUCAUCAUCAUCAUCAUCACCUUUAAUAUCACCACAACAACAAUUUUAUUCAUUAGUAUCAAAAUUAAGUUCAUCAAGUUUAUUACCAUUUGGAAAUGAUAGUUCUGAAUUAAAAGACACCAGUACAAUUAUGCCUAAAAGUCCAAAAGUAUGGAAAACGGUAUUAAAUGAAGUUUCAUUAUCUGCCGCUCGAAUCUCUACUGGUAGCACCCCAUCUCAUCUUAUAGAUUCUCGCAAAGUUAGUGCUGAUUUUAUUGAUGCAAAAUCAUUAAAUAAUAAUGAAAAUGAACAAGAGCAACUGGAGACUGAUUUAUUUGCGGUUAAUUUGGCUCAAGCUAAAAUGAAGUAUAAUGCCAUUAUAACAAAAUCUAAUCAUAAUAAUAAUGUAAAAAUGUCUACAUUACUUGAAAAAAAUGGUGGAUUUUAUCAUCAUUAUUUAAAUAGAAAUGGUGGUCAAAGACAUGGUAGUAAUACCAGUGCUGUUACUGGUUGUGGUACAGUUGCUAUGGGAGAAUUAUAUGGUGAUAAUGGUAUAUUAGCUAUGUAUAAUGAUUCUGAACCUGAAGAUGAUUAG